AUGCCCACGACCGAAACCUGUGGGACACCCACUGAAGCGAACGAACGCUUAGGAGGUGUUCCCAUCGUCCACUACAAAAAUGCACUCUCCCGCGGACGCGGUCAACUCCUUCGUCUAUUCUUCGAAGACGCAGGCGUCGCAUACAUCGAUGUCCGAUAUUCUGCAUCCGAGUGGCCUGAAGCUAAGAAGAACCAUCCUAUUAUAUCGAGAAACCCUACAGGAAAUAUACCGGUGGUGGAGCUGAAUGGGAAGAUAUUGACACAGAGUUACGCGAUAGUGAGGUAUUUUGGGAGAGUGCUUGGUGGUUACGACGGUAAAAGCGAGGAAGAGCGAUACUGGGCGGAUGCGAUCUGCGAUAUCAUCAUUGACUGUAAGUAA
Messenger RNA from Stereum hirsutum FP-91666 SS1, 378 nucleotides. RefSeq lists its product as uncharacterized. Gene Ontology annotation, biological process: glutathione metabolic process. Bases 1 to 378 code for a protein of 125 amino acids. NCBI's taxonomy places the organism in Eukaryota, Fungi, Basidiomycota, Agaricomycetes, Russulales, Stereaceae. Gene Ontology annotation, molecular function: glutathione transferase activity. The record is from RefSeq and is a predicted model, not a curated record. The transcript has 2 exons.